GAGGCGCUCGGGCAGUGCGGCGCUGGCUGCCGAUGCCUCCUUCUUUGCUCGCUUCCACCCUCCGGAGCCACCUGUAGAGCCCAGGCAGCCGUUGGUCUCUCUCCCCCCCCCCUCCAGGUCCGCUUCGCCCCCUGCCCCUGCCCCUGCGGGCGCCCCCGCACCCCCCGCUCCCCAUCCUCGCUCCACGGCGAUCUGCUCCCCCUCUUCCCCGCCCCCGCUGCCUGGGGCGCAGCGCUCCGGACAUGUAGCUGCCUCGGCUGCGGCCGCCCUGGGACACCCGGCCCCCCGUACCCCCAGCGCAAAGGGAGACCAUGGCUCGGAACAUUUCCCUGAAUUUCCGCGUGGUGGAGGGACGAGACCUGCCGGCCAAAGACGUGUCGGGCAACAGUGACCCUUACUGCAUUGUCAAGGUGGACCACGAGGUGGUAGCCAGGACAGCAACUGUGUGGAGAAACCUGAAUCCUUUCUGGGGAGAAGAGUACACCCUGCAUCUGCCGCUGGACUUCCAUCAUUUGGCCUUCUAUGUUCUAGAUGAAGACACCAUCGGACACGAUGACAUCAUUGGCAAGAUCUCACUGAGCAAAGAGACCAUUGCAGCUGCAAGCCCCCGAGGGAUCGAUAGCUGGCUCAAUCUGAGCCACGUGGACCCCGAUGAGGAGGUGCAAGGGGAGAUCCACCUGGAUGUGAAGCUCCUGGCAGAGGCCCAGGGACCUCGGCUCCGCUGCCACAUCAUCGAGGCUCGAGACUUGGCUCCCAGAGACCUCUCCGGCACUUCGGACCCCUUUGCCCGCAUAUUCUGGGGCAGCCAGAGCCUCGAGACGGUGACCAUCAAGAAGACACGAUUCCCCCAUUGGGAUGAGGUGCUAGAGCUUCACGGCGAGGAGGGCCCACUCCGAGUGGAGGUGUGGGACUGGGACAUGGUGGGCAAGAAUGAUUUCCUGGGAAUGGUGGAGUUUCCUCCUGAUGUCCUGCUCCAGUGUCCCCCCAGUGGCUGGUUCCGUCUGCUACCCUUUGCCAGUGCCGAAGAGGAUGCUGGGGGGAAACUGGGGGCCCUGCGGCUCAAGGUGCGCCUGGCUGAGGAGCGCAUCUUGCCUUCUGUGUAUUACCAACCCCUUAUUGAGUUGUUGGUGGAGUCUGUUCUGUCCCCGGCCCAGGAUGACACCGUGACCCCUUUGGCCAUGCUGGAUGAAGUGAGCUCUGGGGAGAGUCGGCAGGAUAUCGCAACCCAACUGGUGAAAAUAUUCCUGGGUCGAGGUCUGGCCGUGCCCCUCCUGGACUACCUCAAUCUUCAGGAAGUAUCCCGGACCACGGAUCCCAAUACCCUGUUUCGCUCCAACUCUCUGGCCUCCAAGUCCAUGGAGCAGUUCAUGAAGUUGGUGGGCACACCUUAUCUCCACGAGGUCCUCAAGCCUUGUGUCAAUCGCAUCUUUGAGGAGAAGAAAUACAUUGAGCUGGAUCCAAGUAAGAUAGAGCUGACCCGGACCAGGAGAAUCUCCUUCAAGGGCACCCUGUCUGAGGAGCACGUGAGGGAAAACAGCCUGGGGUUGCUGACGGGAUACCUGGGAGAGAUCCUGGAGGCCAUCACAGCCUCCGUGGACAAGUGUCCUCCGGCCAUGAGGGUGGCUUUCAGACAGCUGCACCAGAGAGUGGAGGAGCGAUUCCCGGAGACCGAGCACGAGGAUGUGAAGUAUGUGGCCAUCAGCGGCUUCCUCUUCCUUCGAUUUUUUGCUCCCGCCAUCCUCACCCCCAAGCUCUUCGAUCUCCGGGACCAUCACGCCGAUCCCCAGACCAGCCGCUCCCUGCUGCUACUUGCCAAGGCUGUACAGAGCAUUGGCAAUCUGGGCCAGCAGCUGGGCCGGGGAAAGGAGCAAUGGAUGGUCCCCCUGCAUCCCUUCCUUCUACAGAGCAUCGCCCGGGUAAAAGAAUUCUUGGACAAGCUGGUGGACAUCGAUGCUGAGGGUGCCCUCGAGGCCCAACCACGGCUCCUGUUCCCCCCAUCGGCAAUCAUCAAAGAAGGCUACCUGCAUCUUCGGAAAGCUGAGGCUGGGGCCCUUGUCCCCCGCUUUGCCUUCAAGAAGAGAUACUUUUGCCUUAGCAGUGAGACCUUCUCCUAUUCCAAGGCUCCUGAGUGGCAGGUGCGGACCUCCAUCCCGGUGUGUAGGAUCUGCGCCGUGGAAAGGGUGGAUGAAAAUGCCUUCCAGCAGCCGCAUAUGAUGCAGGUCAUCACCAAGAACAGGGACGGGCAGCUGGACACCCUAUACAUUCACUGCAAGAAUGUGAAUGAGCUGAACCAGUGGUUGUCGGCCAUCCGCAAAGCCAGUGUUUGCAACGAGGGUAUGCUGCCCUCGUGCCAUCCGGGGACCUUCCGAGGCAACCGCUGGACCUGCUGCCUCCAGCAGGAUCGCACAGUCCAGGGCUGUAGCCGCACUCACUCAGCCGUGACCCUCGGAGACUGGAGUGACCCGCUGGACCCCGACGCAGAGGCCCAGAUGGUGUAUCGGCAAUUGCUUCUGGGGAGGGACAAGCUCAGGAAGAAAUAUGUAGAGUUUUCUGAGGAGAUCAAGCUGGAACAGGAGGCGACGCAGGUCCAGAGUGGCCAGGAAGGAGAGAUAUCUGUUGUUCCCGAGCAGCAAAGCCCCCCCACAGCCUCAGCUGCUGUCCGUCUACUGGCUGUGAUUGAGGACCUGGAGCAGGCCCACAAGACCUUUGAGCAGGAAGAGAAGGAGCAAGUAGCUAGAGUCUCCCUUCAUUCCUAAGAUCUCCAGCCUUCAGUCCGGCACACUGUCCUCUCCCUGUAGUCCUGGACAUUUUUUUUUAUCAAGGAAGGAAGAGCUGAUGUCCAGUGAAUAGUGAAUAGUAAAGGGCAGGAGCCCAGAAGACAGCUGGCCAGGCCUUGUCUCUCUUCAGGGCUGCUUCCUGUCUCUCUGGCCCCUCCCCUUUACUUACUCCUUGGUUGCCCAGAGACGCUGAACCUGGAGACUCACUUGCCUGAAAUGACCACUCCACCUCUCUACUUGCCAUCGAGGCUGAGUACUGGGAUCACUGACUGAGGAGGCUGGACUAUUUCUCAAACAGCCCACACUGGCUCAAAUCCUCAGAGUGCCCUCUGGGGUCCCUUCCAGUGUAUGGUGCUGACAUUGACAGCCAUGCUAUGAGCCCAGGAUCCUGUGUCUCAGCUCGUACGUAUCAUCCUAGAAUGGAGGACAAAGCCAUGUUCCAUCCAGAGGAGACAAGACUGAGCUCUCUCUGGGGCUCAUAGAUGAAGGAACCCCAGGAGUCAUCCAGUUUACCCCUCAUUUUACAGAUGAGGCAACAGAGCCUAGGAGUGACUUGACCAUGGGCAGGAAGAGUUAGGGUCAAGCUUUUAAAUGCAGGCCUGGACUCCAGAACCAAGAACAGACUUCUGGGAACUAGACAUGUCACUCCAAGAAGUGGAUGAAGGAGGAUUUGGAUGCUGAUGGAUUGGUGUUUUCAGGAGAGGAGAUGGAAUUGCUUGGAAUCAUUUCCACUCUCCCUUGAGAAUGAUGGCCUGCACUGGCAGGGAAUGGCAGUAGGGGAACAAAACAUUUUUCUAACCACUCCAGAUGGGAGCAAACCUCAGUUUCCUUAGCAAACCAGUCAUCCUCUAAGUUGGUUGAACCAGUCUGAUCCCUAUAAGUUAUGGUGGCCUAUGGUCAUGAGAUGUGAAUUCUUUUUCAGUCAUUUUUAACUCUUUAGCUCACUUACAGUAGCUGCUCAUUGCAGACCCUUUGCCCCCAUUCAGAGGCACUCACCAACCCCCUUUUUGUUUAUUUUUUAACCCUUGCUCUUCAAUCGCCACCUGAUCAUUGAAUCCCAGAUGGAAAAGAAAUCUCCAGAGGCCAUUUCUGUCUCUGUCUCUCUAGAUCAGUGGUCCUCAAAGUGUAGUUCAAAGAAUUGUUGGGGUCUCUAAAACCCUUUCAGAGGGUCUACAAAUUCAAAAUUAUUUUUUAUUUCUAAUGUAGUAAAUAGCUAUAAAUAUAACCCAUGUGAACAAAAACUCUUUGAACUGAUCCUCGAUAGUUUUUUAACAACAUGAAGAUACUGAGAACAAAAGUUUGAGAACCACUGCUCUAGAUGAUUCUAAUCCUCCACAACAUCCCAGACAACAUGACAUCAAACUUUCUCUCGGAGACCUUCAGCGAUGGGGAACUUACUACCUCCUGAGGCAAUCCCUUCCAUCCUGGACUGAUAUCAUCAUUAGCAAGCCUUUCCUGACAUUGAGUCGAAAAAUGUCACUGUGUAGCUGCUGGCAUUCUGCUCCAAGUUAGCCCCUCUGGGGUCUGGCAGGACCCACCUAAUCCUCUUUCUUUUGUCUCCUCUCUGGGCUAAACAUUCCCAGUUCUUUCGAUCGGUC
This is a messenger RNA of Antechinus flavipes (yellow-footed antechinus), 4375 nucleotides long. It is a transcript of the gene RASAL1, whose product is annotated as RAS protein activator like 1. Gene Ontology annotation, biological process: negative regulation of Ras protein signal transduction; intracellular signal transduction; regulation of GTPase activity. Bases 312 to 2756 code for a protein of 814 amino acids. The record is from RefSeq and is a predicted model, not a curated record. The transcript has 21 exons. Gene Ontology annotation, molecular function: GTPase activator activity. Lineage: Eukaryota; Metazoa; Chordata; Mammalia; Dasyuromorphia; Dasyuridae.